Messenger RNA from Trichogramma pretiosum, 1594 nucleotides. RefSeq names its product zinc finger protein 492-like. Gene Ontology annotation, biological process: regulation of transcription by RNA polymerase II. Gene Ontology annotation, molecular function: RNA polymerase II cis-regulatory region sequence-specific DNA binding; DNA-binding transcription factor activity. NCBI's taxonomy places the organism in Eukaryota, Metazoa, Arthropoda, Insecta, Hymenoptera, Trichogrammatidae. The record is from RefSeq and is a predicted model, not a curated record. The transcript has 2 exons. Bases 482 to 1033 code for a protein of 183 amino acids.
UUCAUUGCUUUGAAGUAAAUAGUGAGAUCUGCAGCUUGUAAUUCUUCAAUGUUCAUCUCAGGGUCACCACCACUGAUCUCCCCAGAUUUAAUUAACUAUGUCCAUAUAAGAGUGACACCUAGCGAUACUAGACAGCACACAAACGGUAUAUUAGUAAAGUAUUCACUGUGCUCCUCAGUGCUCUGCACAUCACCUUUUACGAAGAGAAACUAAGGAACAAGCAGGUUAUGUGUUUGUAAACCUUAGAAGUAUACACACUUUCUUGAGUGAGCCAACUGUUCGGACGAGUCGAGAAGCUAUACUUCAACUGGUUAUAGCUUUUCCAGAGAUUCUACCUCUCACUGAUCUUGGCAACUCAACGAUGCAACCUUGUAACGAGUUGCAUUCCAGUGCUAGAGAAAAAGUGAAAAUUACUGAUUACUGUCCAUCAAAUGAUUGUUAUCCUAUUAGUUUAUGAAGGUAUCAAGUAUCAGUACAAGGAAUGUCAGAGGACAUUUGGGCAAACUUUUUUCUUAAACAGCAUAUGAAUACUUUUGCAAGUCAAAAGAAUUUUGUGCAAGAAAGUAAUUUCAAUGUGCACAUGAAUACUGCUCAUGAAGGUGUGAAGGCUCAUAAGUGCGAGGUAUGUCAGAAGACAUACGGACGAAGCAGUAAUUUAAAGGAGCACAUGAACACUGUUCAUGGAGGCAUUAAAGCUCACAAAUGUGAGGUAUGUCAAAAAACUUUUGGCCAGGUGGGACAUCUGCAUGUGCAUAUGAACACCGUGCAUGAGGGAAUCAGAGCUCACAAAUGUGAAAUAUGUCAAAAAACAUUUGGACAGGGAGGUCAUCUCAAUGUGCACAUGAAUACUGUUCAUGAGGGCAUCAAGCCUCAUAAAUGUGAAAUAUGUCAAAAAACAUUCGGCCAGGUGGGUCAUCUUAAUGUGCAUAUGAACACAGUUCACAAAGGGAUAAAAGCUCAUAAGUGUGAGGUGUGCCAAAAGACAUUUGGUCAAGUUGGUCAUCUCAAUGUUCAUAUGAACACCUUCCAUUGAAAUUCACAAGCUCAAAAAUGUUUUAUUUAUUCUAAAACUUUAAAUAAAAAAAGCUUUUGGCAGGUACAAGAUUUUUAAGAGUCAUUAGAUUAAAAACUGAUAAUAUAAAAACUUAAAUCAAACCUGAAUUUACCAAUCCCUCUGUACUAAAUUUAAAAAUGUCUUUAUGACCAGACAUGUUAAGUGAAUUAAUACUCUGAAAGAUAAUUAAAAUGAUAUAAGCAGUAUCAUAAUGGGUAAAAAGAUUUCUAGUAUUAUAUUCUUUUGGAAUUAUCAAAGACAAAAUAGCAUGCAAAUCAGUAAAAUAUGUAAAAUUGAAAAAAAUUUGUUCGACGAUGUAUAAUUUUUUAUAAAUAAUAAAUAUGAAUAAGUAUUUAAAUUUCAGAGUUGCAAUGUAAUCUACUUAAUUUAUAUUCAAGUUUUAAGUGUCUCUUAAUGCGUAAUUAUUAAUUUUUAUGACCCAUUGCUAGAAACUAAAGUGAAUUGCACUUUAUCAAAUUUUAUUAAACUUUUUAUAAAAAUCGUCGAUUUUAUACAUAUCAUUAAAAAAUCAUUUUGCCA